Molecule: messenger RNA, 613 nt
Organism: Ruditapes philippinarum (Manila clam)
Lineage: Eukaryota; Metazoa; Mollusca; Bivalvia; Venerida; Veneridae
Source: RefSeq, a predicted model, not a curated record
UAUACAUCCGGGUAUUUGUCUAUAAAAACCAGGUAAAUUUUUGCAUGUUAUUAAAUGAAGUGAUUUUUAUAGUAACUUCAAAACUAACUAAAGAUGGCAUUCUAUAUUCUUGUUUCACUUUUUUUUCCUUUCUUGCAUGAAGAUAAAUCAAAUAUAUGGUGAGUGUGAAACAGUUUUUGAAAAUGCAGCAAAGCAACCUUGUCCGGCCGGACAAAGAGAUGAUGGUACAAGCUGUUGGCUAGAUUCCUAUGGUAGAGGAGUAGGUCGAAUCCCUGAUAAAACCCCGUGUCCUUCUGGACUACGAGACGACGGAUCAAGCUGCUGGAAUGAUGCUCACGUUUAUGGUAAAGGUUGCUGUUGCACACUAUGGGGUUGUUGCCACAAAUGCAGAAGUGGUUACCAUGAUGAUGGAUGUACAUGCCGAAAAACUGGUGUUGGUAUUAAGGUUUCAUUGAUGCAAAGACAACACUGUAAAAGUAAUGAGGACAAAUACGGUGCAUUAUGCUACCCUAAAUGUAAACAAGGCUUCCAUAAUAUUGGCUGUUGCAUCUGCGAACCGACUGGAGGUCCUAGAGUAACCAAAGCAUAUGAAGAUCGACUUUUUUGCAAAGGG